This is a messenger RNA of Symbiodinium sp. CCMP2592, 1539 nucleotides long. The record is from the annotation of a GenBank genome assembly. Lineage: Eukaryota; Dinophyceae; Suessiales; Symbiodiniaceae.
AUGGUUCCAUCAUACACCGACACCCGUGCCACCUUCGUGUUUUUCCUGCUGUACUUGGUGGUGUCCUUGUAUCUGCUGAACAACAUCCUUCUGGCGGCAGCCUACGAUGCUUACAAGGUUCAGCUCGUUGGGCAGCUCCAAAAAUUCCAGACAUUGAAAGCCUACUCCGUCGGGAAGGCUUUCCGCCUUUUGGCAUCCGAUCCAGGGGCCAUGAAGGACAAAGAGCUGCAAAUCAGCAAAGAGAGGUGGGUCCAGUUUGUCCUCCACUACUAUGCGCUUUUCCACCACGUCCGCAGCGAGCGUGACCGGAAAUACGUCGGGCAGAAGGCAAACUCUGCUUUUCUGCAUUUGGACGUCGACUGCAGCGGGAGGCUCUCAGAGGACGAGUUCAAGUCCGUGUUGGAGGUGCUCUCGGACCCAAACAUCUACAUUCCCACACGCCCUUUUCCACGAGCUUCAGAGACAUGCGUGGGAAGGCGACUGCUGGAGCUCUUCCAAGACGGCAUCAGGCUGCCUUGCCGCUCCUUGACCUGGAGGUUUGUGCUUGACGUAGUGACCUUCUUGGAGUUAGUGGCCGCAGCAGGACAAAGCAUCCUGUUCGUGUCACCAGCCAUGGGCGGCAAGUUUCGGGACUCGCCGCUCCGGCCCUGGCAUGGCUGGUUCGAGGUUAUGACGGCCAUCACUGUCUUCUUCGUCCUGGAGAUGUCCUUGCGCAUGCUGGUUCUUGGCCCGGCCAGGUUUUGGUACAGAUCUCCACAUCGGAAUCGGUUCGACUUUGUGAGCAAUGCCAUGCUCAUCAUCAUGGAGGUGGCCGCUUAUGUUUACACCAGCUUUCACACGAAGGCACCGGACUAUCUUGUCCGCACGAUCCUGGUGAUCCACAUCAUGCGGAGCGUCUGCCUGGCACAGCGCCUCAAGCCGCUGCGCUACCUCGUCGCCUUGGUGGUGCGCUUAUUGCCUUUAUACUCUCGCUUGGGUAUGGUUCUGCUGAGCACGUUCUACAUUUUCGCCACCAUUGGGGAGCCUCUAUUCGGAGGACGGCUUUACAAAGGGAAUCCACAGCUUGAGGACUCUUUCUUCGCAGCUUCACAUUACUGGGCCUUGAACUUCAACGACAUCCUCUCAGGUUUUGUCACGCUGUUCUCCAUCAUGAUCGUCAACAACUGGUUUGUGAUAGCUGGCGCCUGCAUCCUGGUGACGACGGCAUACUCUGCGAUUUUCUUUAUCUGCUUUUUUGUGAUAGUCAACCUCAUUGUCCUGAACAUUCUGAUUGCUUUGAUCUUGGAGUCCUCCCAAGCCGUCCGUGAGGAGCUCCAGGGACCCAUCGAGGAAGACCUGAGCCUGGAAGAUGCCCAGCAGAUGCCAGGCAGCCGCGAAGUUCUCCUCCAGCGGAUGCUGAUGAGCGAAGACCACUCCAAGCACAGGGGAUCAGCCUCGCAGGACCUGAUGAAGUACACCUCCGAAGGCCAGAUCCUCGUGAAUGGUGAGACCACCAGCGCGGAGUCCGAAUCUGGAUCGACAGAUGGCUCGGAGAAGUGA